AUGGGUCCGCUGAAGCGCCCAGCCCCAGAAACUGCUGCCUUGGAGGAGACUGAGCUGUUUCUCAAGGCGAAGAAGUUUGCAAGUGAUGGCCGCAUUUCACAUUCGGAGGCGAAGGAGCUGUGGGCAGAUGGACACCUUUCACCCCAGGAACUGGAAGUCUUGCGACAUAUCACCCGUACCUUCCACUUUACCUACAAAGCAAUGGCCUGGAUACAGCCGCUACUGCACAGUCCGAAGAAGACAAGCUACUACCGCCAGGUGCAUGGACAGCGAUAUGACAGAGAGCUGCUGGAAAUGGCAGAACGCUUUGUAAAGGAUGGUCAGAUCUCGUAUGCAGAAGCGCACAGCCUUUGGCAGUCAUCUCAAGAUGGGAAAGGAGUGACAGAGGUUGAACGGAAGACGCUGCAGUAUACGUUGGAUCAUAUGAAGUACACCACGAAGGCUGCAGCGUUCCUUCGUCUAAAGCUGGAUGAAGGAAAGGUUCCAAAGGGUGUCAGGAAGUCCAGCCUUGCAUCCAAAGAAGGUGCAAAGGUGAAAAAGCUGAAGAAGGCCGACUCCAAAGAGGAUGCAAAGCGCAAGAAGGAGGCCAAGCAGAAGGUGCUCAUCAAAUGGAAGUGGGUCAAAAGACCACAUUCCGGAUUUCCAGCAUUCCCAGUAGUAAUGCCCAGGAAGUCACACCGCUUCUCUCUGGUGGUGUGUCAUCCAAUGGGCUGCUACUCCACCUUCUUUCUUGGUCCAGAGGGUCUGGUGAAGGAUCUCCUUGCACAGAGCAAGACGAUUCGUGACUACUGCAAAAUCCUUUGCCCUGGUGCUCGUCACAUUGAAUGGGGCAAGCAAUGGUUCAGAUACAGGAGCAACAGAGGAGGCACACGCCAAUGCCACGCUGAAAUCAUCUCCACACGUGAUCUGCAACGUGCUGUCGACUUUGUUUCUGGUGUAGUGGCUUCCGAGGUUACGACACUGGGGGCUGCUGACCGUGUACUUUUGGGAGGCUAUUCUCAAGGCGGAUGCAUCAGCCUGGCUGUUGGCUUGGCUUUGCCCUAUGACUUGGGCCUGAUCAUCUCCCAACGAGGGAUGCUCAUGAAGCAAAC
Molecule: messenger RNA, 1091 nt
Organism: Durusdinium trenchii
Lineage: Eukaryota; Dinophyceae; Suessiales; Symbiodiniaceae
Source: the annotation of a GenBank genome assembly